AUGAGCGUGGGCACCUUUGGAACAAAUUUUCCCCGGCUCAUUGUCAAUCAGUUUAAAUGGCUUGACAGGCUUCUUGACAGCCAGGAUCUCGUCAAGAAAUUAAUGCAGAUGGUUAGUGUGUCUCCUGUACCAAUCCAGCAUGAUAUUAUCACCAGUUUACCCGAGAUCCUGGAGGAUUCCCAGCAAAGUGAGGUUGCCAGAGAACUCAGCUGCUUACUAAAACAGGGCAGGCGGCUGACAGUUCCAAUCCUGGAUGCCCUUUCUCGUCUGGAUCUCGACGCAGGCCUUCUGGCUGAGGUGCGGCAGUCGGCCAUGGCCGUUGUGCCUUCUGUGAAACUGGAAGAUUUGCCUGUAGUAGUAAAGUUCAUCCUCCAUAAUGUCAAGGCAGCAGACAUAGUAGAGGUGAUUUCUGAUCUUCGUAAGAGCUUGGAUCUGUCAUCGUGUGUUCUGCCCCUGCAGAUCCUAGGUUCCCAGAAGAAACUUAAAAGCCAAGUCCAGGCCAGUUCUUCCAUGAGCCAAGUAACCACCAGCCAAAAUUGUGUGAAGCUACUUUUUGAUGUGAUCAAGUUAGCUGUGAGAUUUCAGAAAGAUGUCUCUGAAGCUUGGAUUAAGGCUAUUGAGAACAGCACAUCUGUAUCUGACCAUAAGGUUCUGGAUCUGAUAGUGUUGCUACUAAUCCAUUCUACAAACACCAAGAACAGGAAGCAAACUGAGAAAGUAUUGAGGAGCAAAAUUCGACUGGACUGCAUGCCUGAAGAGCUGAUGCAGAAUGCCUUCCAAAACCAUUCAGUGGUCAUCAAGGACUUCUUCCCUUCAAUCCUAGCACUUGCUCAGACGUUUCUGCACUCUGCACACCCAGCCAUAGUCUCCUUUGGCAGCUGCAUGUACAAACAAGCUUUUGCAGCCUUUGACUCUUACUGCCAGCAGGAGGUUGUGACUGCUUUGGUGACUCAUGUGUGUAGUGGAAACGAGGCAGAAUUGGACGUUUCUCUGAAUGUGCUCACUGAUUUGGUGAUGCAGCACACGUCUCUGCUAAUGCGCUAUGCCACCUUUGUGAAGACCAUUUUAGACUCUACACAGAAACUGAAUCCAUGCCAGAUCCGGAAGCUUUUCUACAUCCUCAGCACACUGGCAUUCAGCCAGAGGCAAGAAGGAAGCUAUAUUCAGGAUGAUAUGCACAUGGUGAUCAGGAAAUGGCUCUCCAGCACAGUUCCCAACCACAAACAAAUGGGGAUUAUUGGUGCUGUUACUAUGAUAGGCAGCGUGGCAUCAAAAAGAAAUGAAGGAGAUGGCAGCUCAUUGGAGAGACCGGAGCUGAACAGCGAGCGUGAUGGGCAGCUUUCUACCUUGCUGGACCUUGUGGGCUUCUGCUGUGAGCAAACACCAGAGGUCUUGGCUCUGUACUAUGAUGAACUCGCCAGUCUGAUUGAAAAGCAGAAGGGGAAUUUGGACUUGCAGCUCCUGGAUGAGUUUGGGAAGAGUUUGGUGGAGGACUUUCCCAAUGCCUUUGUGGUGGAUCUCAACCCCACAGUGGAUAGUUCAUUCUUGUUCCCAGUGAAGUCCUUGUAUAAUUUGGAUGAAGAUGAAAGUCAAGGAGCAAUUGCCAUUAACCUCUUGCCAUUGGUGUCACAGAGUGAGCUUGGCAGGGUCACUGAUGGAAUGAGUAACCAAAGUAAAAGGGUAGUGUCACCGAUGUGUCUGUCACCCUGUUUCCGAUUGCUGAGGCUCUACACAGGAGUGCAAAACAAUGGAAGCCUGGAGGAGAUUGAUGCCUUAUUAGGUUGCCCCCUGUACCUGACUGACCUGGAGGUUGAAGGGAAGCUGGACUCUCUGUCCAUGCAGGAACGGGAAUUUCUGUGCUCACUCCUGUUCUAUGCUCUCAACUGGUUUCGUGAG
Messenger RNA from Mesitornis unicolor (brown roatelo), 1896 nucleotides. Its product is annotated as Fanconi anemia group D2 protein-like. Gene Ontology annotation, biological process: mitotic intra-S DNA damage checkpoint signaling; double-strand break repair involved in meiotic recombination; homologous chromosome pairing at meiosis. NCBI's taxonomy places the organism in Eukaryota, Metazoa, Chordata, Aves, Mesitornithiformes, Mesitornithidae. The record is from RefSeq and is a predicted model, not a curated record. The transcript is spliced from 19 exons. Gene Ontology annotation, molecular function: DNA polymerase binding. The annotation marks the transcript as partial. Gene Ontology annotation, cellular component: nucleus; condensed chromosome.